Messenger RNA from Xyrauchen texanus (razorback sucker), 1414 nucleotides. RefSeq names its product CDC28 protein kinase regulatory subunit 1B (gene cks1b). NCBI's taxonomy places the organism in Eukaryota, Metazoa, Chordata, Actinopteri, Cypriniformes, Catostomidae. Bases 151 to 387 code for a protein of 78 amino acids. The transcript is spliced from 4 exons. Gene Ontology annotation, cellular component: SCF ubiquitin ligase complex; cyclin-dependent protein kinase holoenzyme complex. The record is from RefSeq and is a predicted model, not a curated record. Gene Ontology annotation, molecular function: ubiquitin binding; histone binding; protein kinase binding. Gene Ontology annotation, biological process: regulation of mitotic cell cycle.
CUAGAAGUCGCCGAGAGGGAAGUUCAAGGACUGGGGAAAAGUAAACGGCAGUUGUUUUUGCAGAUUGCGUUUUAGAAAAAGUGUAUUUAACUCUAAAAUAAAGUUAAUUAUUUAAUUCCUAAAGAAGAAGAAACAAAACAACGUCACGUCAUGUCCCACAAACAGAUUUUUUACUCUGACAAAUAUGACGACGAAAAAUUCGAGUACAGGCAUGUCAUGCUUCCUAAGGACAUUGCUAAAAAAGUUCCAAAGACCCAUCUAAUGUCAGAGACAGAAUGGAGGAACCUUGGUGUUCAGCAGAGUCAAGGAUGGGUACAUUACAUGAUUCAUCAACCUGAACCACAUAUUUUGCUCUUCCGGCGUCCUCUGCCUACAGCCCAAUCCUAGUGACUUCAGAGCAAACAGAAAUGGAACAAAAUUCAGAGGAAUGGACACAGUCAGAUUAUGUCUGAGUGAUGCUGGAUGUACCUUGGAUCAUAUCAUGUCAAUAUCAUUUGUUCUCCUUUUUUACUUCUGCAUCCAUUGUAGACUAUGCUGUGGGUGAAACUAUGCCCACUAUUCUUGAUCUCUGUUUAACUGAGAUGGAACUGCACAUAUGUCUUGCUGCACCUGUAUUUAUUAUUUCUUAUCAAGCUUAUGUUAUCAGGAUUCUAUAUAUGAGCUUCACUUGAUGAGUUUUGAUUGGUGUCACUGUUAAGUAAAUGGUAUGGCAACAGUGAAACUUGUGUUACAAAGUGCACAGUUCGAACAUUUUACUAAAAAAAUAAACUAAUUUCCUUCUUGAAAUAACGAUAUUGUUUGUACCAACUUUUCUUUUAACUGUUGUCAGAGUCACUAGAAAGCAGCUUGAUGUAUUUUAGGUUUACCGAUAAACAUUUUAGCAUAUUGUUUAACAUAUUGUAUUUUGAAUGGUUUUUGUAUGAAACCUGGGCUAAAUAUUCCAACUCGAACGAUCAUACCUGUUAAUGAAAAUUCUGGAAAAUACAAUAUCAGAAGUGAAUAGGAGAGAGCAGAAUUUUAAGACUUUCUUCUGCAGAACACAAAUGAAGAUUUUUAGAAGAAUAUUUCAGCUCUGUAGGUAAAUACACAGUUAAUGGUGACCAGAACUUUAAAGCUUCAUAAAUGACAAAGGCAGCAUAAAAGUAAUUCAUAUUACUCAAGUGGUUAAAUCUGUCUUCAGAAGCAGUAUAAUAGCUGUGGGUGAGACACAGUUCAAGAAGUGUGUUUUUACUAUAAACAUUUUGAAAGUGAAAGUGGAGAUUUAUAUUAAAAAUUGCAUUGCUUCAGAAGACAUAUAGUAAACCACUGGACUUGUAUAGAUAACUUUUAAGCUGCUUUUAUGUGAUUCUUGAAGCUCAAAAGGCCUUAAACCUCUGGGGCUGACGGACACGCUAGCUCGUCCUGCUGGAUUUUU